Molecule: messenger RNA, 4706 nt
Organism: Pecten maximus
Lineage: Eukaryota; Metazoa; Mollusca; Bivalvia; Pectinida; Pectinidae
Product: aldo-keto reductase family 1 member A1-like
Exons: 1
Coding region: 56-1003 (315 amino acids)
Cellular component (GO): cytosol
Molecular function (GO): aldose reductase (NADPH) activity
Source: RefSeq, a predicted model, not a curated record
GAUUUUCCUAUCGACUGUAUAGGCCUGGUGUAGAACGCAGGAACGCAUUGUGGAAAUGGGAACUCAUCUCGGUAGCAAAUUUAUAAAGUUAUACAAUGGAUAUUUGCUGCCAAGCGUUGGACUCGGCACGUAUCAACUUUUUGGAGACAGCGUACGCGAAGUUGUGGACAAAGCAAUAUUCCUUGGAUAUAGACACAUUGAUACAGCUCAUUCUUACAACAAUGAGAGUGAAAUCGGUGAAAUACUCAAAUCUCGUGUCGACUCUGGAUCCAUCAAGAGAAGAGACAUUUUUUUGACAACCAAAUUACCAGCUGUUCUGCACGAACCUCGCGACGUCUUGUAUUGUAUCGAGGAGUCAAGAGCUAGACUGAAGACGAAGUACCUAGAUCUUGUAUUGAUUCAUAACCCGUGGACUUUAAAACCCACGGAUUCGAAAGGAGGAUUGCAAUUCGUUCAGUUCAAUUUACAGAAAACAUGGCAUUCUCUAGAAACGUUUGUGAAAGAAGGGUCAGUAAAAUCGAUUGGUUUGUCGAAUUUCACGAUAGGACAAAUACAAAAUAUACUUGAAGGAUGUUCAAUAAUGCCAGCCAAUCUUCAACUCGAGUGUCACGCCUAUUUACAACAAAGAUCACUGCAAGAUUUCUGUAAAGCAAGGGGGAUAACUCUGACGGCCUACAGCCCCCUCGGUGCACACGGACGGCCAGAGCGCCAUCGUUUUACGGACCAGCCAGUUUUGUUGGAUGAUCCAGCAUUAGACUCACUUGCACAGGCUCAUGACAAAACUAAAGCGCAGAUUCUACUUGGAUGGCUGAUUCAAAGAGGUUUCUGUGUUGUUCCAAAAUCUAAAAGCGAUGACAGAUUGGCAGAAAAUUUUGACAUUUUUGACGUCAAUUUAAAUGAAUCUGAAUUAGCACAAAUUCAAGCAAUGGACAGAGGCAUACGGUAUUUUAAGUUUAAAAAUAUGACUGGACACCCCGAGUUCAAGCCGACAGAGGACUUUUGAUGACUUAAUGCACAAUAACGUUAAGAUUUCAUUUUAGGAGAACUAAAAAUCUCAAAAAUGUAUAGAUCUACCUUGCAUUAUAAUUAAUAAUAUAGGAAUUGUGGAUAAGAGAGGACCCACACCCCUUCCAUAAAUAACCAGUCAUGGACACAAAUAUGGAUAAGGAGAAAUAUAUAAGCAAAAUAUUAGACUCAAAACUCCACUUUGAGGAUUAUCUAAGUGAAAAGGUAAAUAAGGUCAAAUCCAUGUUCGCCUCGCUCAGGAGAACUUGUUUACCUCUUUGUAAAACAUCGAUACGAGCCAAUUUGGAUUUUCUGUUUGGUGAAAUUAAAGACAUAGAAAAGGUUAAAGGUGUACAGAGAAAGUCAACAAUACAGUUGGUCAGAAAUGCCUGAAGGAUUUUUCGUAGUUAAAUGUAACCUACCAACACUCGCAUAUCGACAUAUAAGAGAUAGUAUCGAAAUAUAUAAGAUUGUAAUAAGUGGAGAAUACAAUACAGAUACCAAUAUCCUAAAACCAUGGGGUAUAAUAGUGGUAGAGAAAACUGAAAAAUAACUAUUUCAACAAAGUGCUGAACUAGUAUACGUAUAAGAAAGAACUUUUUCUCACAGCGAAUAGUGAAUGGUCGGAACACUUGACCAGAGAGCGUAUUAACAAGUUUCAAGAUUAAUUUAUUUCUCAUGAAACAUACAUAAUAUUAAUUUAUUGCAUUUUUGCCAGUGAAAUCUAGAAAUUUAUCAAACUGAUAAAACUUAAAUUUUCAUUGCAGCUAUGAGCAGUGAAAAUAUAAGAUUUUGCAGAGAAUAUGUAAGGUUUUUGUUUUUGACUAAUCAGAGCGCACCUUUUAUUCACCUCAUUAAUUGAAACUUGCCAAUUUUCCAAGCGAAGAGAGAUAGAUGGGUAAUUUUGUUGUGUUUCAGAAAUAUUUAGACUAGUUUUUGACAAUUUGUGAAAAUAUAAAUAUUCUGUCAUACUCUUAAGAUAUAUAUUAUAUUCAACGAGGAACCAUUUAAUAUCCUCUAUAUAUUUUUCUGUCAUAGAAGACUUACUACAAAGAUCACAUAUGCAACCCAUUAUCCUAAAUGUGUCUGUCGAUGAAAGUCUUGGCAUUUUUUUAAUGGAGUUUGCCUUAAAGUAAACUGGAAUCUUACUUUACAUUCUUAAUUUGACAAGUUUGAACAAUCGGAAAUAGUGUCAGUUAUGAACAACAAGAGGUCGAACAAUAGCUAGAAAUUUUUUUCUUAUUGAAAAAAUAUUUGUUCCAACUAUCAGCCUAUUCUAUCUGACCAGAGAUUACUUACUUACUAGUUAUUUAUUAGUGAGAUGUGAAUACACAGUGUUAUUAUUUGUACAUGUACUUCAAUUGUUUUUGAUUUUGAGAAUAGUAGAGGGUCUUACAAUGAGCCUGUACCAGAAUGAACUUAACUAGUUAAGUUAGUGUGUAAUUAACAGUGUGACAAUUAAAUCUUGGUCUGUCGGUCUGUGAAAAAAUUUAUGAAAACGUAACCCUGUAUUAAAAUAUGAUAUCUAUCAUCUCGUUUGCUUUUGCUGUUGCAUUUUGAUGUUAACACAAUUUUUACAAAUAUAUACAAAUUGUCACUGGAAAAAACUUUUUUAACAUUUUAAAAUCUGUCUCCACUUACAUAAGGCUUAAUUUAUUUAACUGUUUGUUGCCAUGGCGAUUCAUUUACUAUCUUCGUAUGAACAAAUGUGGGCGACAAAGACCAAAUAAGCAAAAAAAUACUUUAUUUUUAAAAGAAUUUGCAUUGUAAAUAUUUCAGUCAUUGAAAUAAAAAAAGGGUUAAAAUAAUAAAAGAUAUAACAAAUAUGUAUAUGAUGUGAACUUUGUGGUAUAUAACCAAACAAACUCAUUCUGAAUUUGACCAAAACUUGGUACAUGCUGAUAGGAUCGAUAAAAUCCUCGUAGGUUUUUUUUACCGUUGUAUGUCGUGGAAAGACUGCAUUAACUUUUUAUAUAAGAAAGUUUCAAAAAAGAUUGGUGUUCUGAAAAGGUAACGGCCAUUGAUGUCUAACGGCAUUCUGAGCAAAUGUAUCGAAGUAUAGUUUUUUCAUAUUUUCAUCUAUUGAUCAUGAUAGUGUCCGAGUGUUCAAGUAAAAUCCUGUAGUCUGAAGUGAGGCCAGUAACAAUUCCUCUGUUUAAAAAACUGUUCAAACUGCAAAAAUUGAGCUGUAAGAGUUUUACUGAAUGUAAGAGAUGUUUUAACCCCAUCUGAAUUACUUUUUACACAGCUGAAGUGGUUGCCAAUUGAAUAUUAUUUCAAUUUUAAGAAAGCUGUUCUUGCUCUCAAAAUUUUACAUGGGGACAUUCCAAAUGUCUUGAGUAAUAUGUUUACCUAUGCAGGGAUCAAUCUAGGGAUUUUUUGCUACCAUUUAUGGGAAGUUUCACCUCAAGAUUUUGUUCCAUUUUCCCCCUCAGACUUGUUAAAUUCCCUGAAAUAUUGUAUUUUCCCUCAUUUUUAUGGCAAUAAUAUUCCCAAAUACUCCAGAUUUGCUUUCCUGAUUAACCAUUUGCUGUUUUUACUUGGAAAAUGUGUUUUUAAAGCAAAAACCUGAAACUUUUUGAUGUUUAAAUUUCCCCUUUUCAGAACUGAUUUCCCCUAUGGUGCAAAAAGGGUAGUUUCCCCUAAAUUCUAGAUUAAUCCCUGCUAUGUCAGAGAUGUUAGUGUAAGUGGCUGCCGAUGGAAGAUUAUUUUAAUUUUAGGAAAGCUGUUGUUGCUUGCCAUGACUUGAGUAAGAAGUCGUGGAUGUUAGUUUAAGUACAAGGUCUUCAGUUUCUGAUAAGUUUGUAUUCCAAAUGAAAGAACAAGUUAUUUAAAAUGCUUAUUUGUGUUGCGAUUUAUGAAGCAGGCUAAUUGAAAAUAUCAGAAAUGCCAGCAGUGUCGCUAUUUUUAAUCACAGAUAUAGUCAAACCAGAAUGACCUGUUGCGUUGACCUUUUCAAUAAUAUUCAAAGUGGGUAGCUCCAUUUGUGCACAGGUGUGUUAACAAAACAUAUUGAUUAGGAAUACUACGGUGUCCAGCAGGGUGCUGUUUUGGACCAGUCGUUUUUUGUUACAAUUUUAUUUCGACAACACAGGGAUUGUAUCAUUUAUUUUUGAUGCAUGGUUUACACAUAUCCAAGUAACUAUGUGAUCAAUUGUUCACAUGUUAACAGUUUUGUCGCGAAAUCUAGACCAUUAUAAAUACAAAUUAUGCAGCUAAUGAUAAGGUUUGUUACAUUAUAAACAACUAACAGAUAUACAUGUAUAUAUACAAAACAACUAUUUCCCCUAAAUAACUAUACUCAUCUGUAAUCAAUAUACACAUGUAUAUAAUGCUAAUCAAAGUUCAACACGACAAGUCAUUCUGGUCGGACUAUAUUUAAAUGAUGUCUUUUCAUUACUGUAGAGAAUUAUAUUUUACUUUGGUAUAGGUACACUUUUCCAUGUACUUUAUUGACAGAACUUUAUAUGUGUUUUUGAUAUACAUUACAGGUAUUUUAUUUAAGGUGCUUAAUGUAUUGAUAUUUUGUUUAUCUGUGAUAACUAUGUAUUGAUGCAGGGUCGUAGUAUAAAUUAGACUUGUCUAAAUGUGUAACCCUGGAUAAAGAAAAUAUAUCACAAGCUAUUUAUAUAAUAUAUAUUGAUGCAUUUAAAAUGCUCUUGUAUCUACCCCCAGUGUUCAUUAAAGAGUAAAAAAAUCUA